Trematomus bernacchii (emerald rockcod) is the source of this 11949-nucleotide messenger RNA. It is a transcript of the gene nsd1b, whose product is annotated as nuclear receptor binding SET domain protein 1b. Gene Ontology annotation, biological process: regulation of DNA-templated transcription. Gene Ontology annotation, cellular component: chromatin; nucleus. Bases 476 to 10582 code for a protein of 3368 amino acids. Gene Ontology annotation, molecular function: histone H3K36 methyltransferase activity; protein binding. Lineage: Eukaryota; Metazoa; Chordata; Actinopteri; Perciformes; Nototheniidae. The record is from RefSeq and is a predicted model, not a curated record. The transcript has 24 exons.
UUUCUAGGAAAAACGAUUUACGGCCCCUUCUGCUCUCUAUGCUGUGGACCGGCUGGGGAGGGAGGCAGUGGUGACGCCUGGCAGUGCGCACAGAGAGAGAGGCUGACUUUCAGAGUCUGCAGGCAGGAAACAGCCAUUCAACAGAGCAGGGAUGUAUACACGGCGAAAUAUAAAGUAGUUAUCUCAAAGCAGAAGGGGGAGUGUCGCUGCCUGAAUCUCUAAUUCCAGGGGCCGCUGGACCAGGCUUUAGCGCAUGUAGAGAGAAGGAGGGAGGAGGAGGAGGAGGAGGAGGAGGGAGGUGCAGGGGGCAGUGAGAGAGUACGUUUCACAGGAUCCAGGCCUAGUAGUAUUGCCGCUGGGACUCUCCUCAUCCGCUUUCACAAAAUUGGAAAUUGGCACAUUUAAUGGGCAAAAUGAGCGGGUUGAGGGUCAUGUUUGCGCUGAACGACACCAGAAUGGGAGGAACCAUGCCAGCAUGAGUGGGCCUCACCCAGGCCCUGGCAGGGAGACUCAUCAGUCCGGCUGCCCUUUGACCCCCGGGCGCGACCUCUCCGCCUCCAGACACCAUGACCACAGGAUCGGGUUAAACAUGUCUGCCUCCUCCCUCAAGCAUGCAUCCAUGUAUGGGUUUACAAAAACGGAGCACUCCUCCUCUUCCUCCUCUGCAUCCUACAGUCCUCUCAGGAGGCUGCAGCAUCUCACAUCCAUGGUGAGCCAGCCGGACCUGGUGCUGCCGGUGAGGGAGCCGGAAAGGAGCUGGGAGUGGGGGGGGAAUAAGAAGGAGAGGGGGAAGGAGAUGGAGACGGACUCCUGGGCUGACUGCACGGGCGGGGAUUAUUCUGGCAGCCAGAACACAAGCAGGGAGGAAAGCUAUAGUGGCUCUUCUUCUGGACCAAAACAACCUGUGGUCCAGAGUAGAAGUCGAGACAUACCUGCAGCUCCUGACGUCUCGGAGAAAAAGACAGAAGGUCUGUUCUCAGGCCCGCCCAGCCCGGCCUUCUCUCUGGACAGCAACAGCCCCUUUGCUAACGGCUUCCUCCACUUUGAGUCCUCUUUGUUUGAGGAUGACGAUGAAGAGCAGGAGGCGGUGUCCCCUCUGGGCGGAGGCUUGGAUAAACACGACAGGCCGGAGAAUCUGCUCCCAUCCACUCCUGGAAACGUGAAUUCAGACUCCAAGGAUGCUACCCUGUCCUCAGCCAAGGCGGUGACCCGGUCCCAGUCCUCGGGUCAGCGCCGGAGAUACUGGGACGGCUCGGAUGACGAGUGGGAGAGCGGCUCCGAGCUGCUCCUGCUGGACGAUAGUCCCACAAGGCAUUCAAUGCAGAACAGCCUCAAGAAAAAGUCUGUGCCAUCUCUGAAGUUCUUAGAGGGUGAAGUUAUUUGGGCAAAGUUAAACCGAAGACCAUGGUGGCCCUGCGAGGUGACCGUUGACCCUGCACAGGGAAUCUAUCACAAAGUGAAAGAGCCCAGUGACCGGCCCAGUCGGCUUUACCAUGUCAGGACCUUUGGGGAGCCUUUGGAGCUAACCUGGGUGGAGGAAAAAUCAACUCACAGUUUCCACGGAGGCUUUGAAUUCGAUCAGCUCCCCCUACUGCGCCGGAAGGGGAAGCAAAGGGAGCAGAACUACAAAAACACUAUUGCAAAGCGUUUACAGGAGUCAUGGAAAUCCAGUGUGGCAGAAGCUGAAUUUGUUGUCCAAGCAAGACACCAAAUGUCUUCUUCCUUUCCUUCGUUCAUAGACGAUGACUUUCAAGACAGUUUCUCACCGGAGACAGAGCGCAAGGCCAAUCCAACUUUUACUCCCUCCACUUCACCGACCCUUCCUGAGACUUUCUACAUGACCAAUGGGUCCAUUUCACCCCCAAUUACAACUCCAGCAAAGCCAAGCACUUUAAAGAAAUCUUCUGGAAAGAAGCAACCAAGUAAAUCAUCAAAGGACAGUUGUAGUAAACACUCCAAAAAGUCAAAGACAUUGCGUAAUAGUCCUGACCAAUCAGAGAGAGACAAUGGAGAGUGCCCAUAUUCUGACAUUGACUCUGUCCCUAAGAUUUUGUGUCCUAAAGCACUUGAACGUCAGUCUAAGCUUACUCCAACUCAGCCACUGGUUACAAUUGUUAAAGAAGUGAAGAAGCAGCCAGAGAUUCAGACUGGUCUUUGGUUCAGUAAAUCAGGCAAAGACAGACGACCUAAAACAACCAGUUCAAAGUCGGACCGCACUCUCUUCAGUAAGGUGCCCUGUAAGAAAAAAAACUCAUUUGCAGCUAGUAAAAAGUCACUACUUCCUAGUUUCUCCACCUCCAGUGAGCAGCCGGGGUUUUCAGACAGGCAUAAGACUCCUGGUGAAAGAAAACUGUCACCUGAACAGCCAGUACAUUUGAAGUGUAAAAACACUGUGAUUGCUAACAAGCCGUUUGUAACAACCAGCAGUACCCCUUACAAGUCAAGUUUGUCAGACAACCGUAAGACUCUGGAACCGGCGGAAUCAAAUCUGACAACUGAACAGCCACAACAUUCGAAGUGUAAAAACACAUUGGUGGCUAAUACGUCUUUGGGUACAACUGCAAGUCCCACAGAGCAUUCAUGGUUUUCAGAAAAGCAUAACACUCUGGUACCUGCUGAAACAAAUCUGCAACAUAAACAGCCAGGGCAUUUUAAGUGUUUUAACACAAAGGUUGCUAAUAGGCCUUUUAGUACAUCUGUCAGUACCAAUGACCUAUCAGGGUUGUCAGACAAGCAUAGCUCACUGGUCUUUGAUAAGUUAGACGUGCCCUUUGAUAAGUGUAGAUAUUCAAAGGAUAGAAAGACAGACUGUAAUACAAUUGAACCUGUUACAGUCUUACCAUUGGAUCAAUUGGGUAGGUCACAUGUUAAAAAAAACAUAAAACCCAGCCCACUCAUUUUCAAUGAUCAAUCAAUGUUAAGUGUAAAGACAGUCAGUCAAACUCCACAUUCAGACACAAUGGCUAAUUAUAAGGUCCAUCCAAUCGACAGGAUUUCUGACCAAGCAGACGAAAAGCAUAGAAAAAAGUUUAGUGUAAAGAAAUUCAGCAAAACUCAACACUCAGACCCAAUGGCUAGUAAAACGGUCCAUGUAAAUGACAGGAUUUCUGACCAAUCAGAUGAAAAAGAAAGUGAGAAGUUGAAUGUAAAGAGAUUCAGUGAAACUCAACAUUCAGAGACAACAGCUAGCAAAAAGGUCCAUGUAAUCGACAAGAUUUCUGACCAAGCAGAAGAAAAGCCAAGAAAAAAGUUUAGUGUAAAGAAAUUCAGCAAAACUCAACACUCAGACCCAAUGGCUAGUAAAACGGUCCAAGUAAUUGACUGGAUUUCUGACCAAUCAGAAGAAAAAGAAAGUACAAAGUUGAAUGCAAAGAAAUACAGCAAAACUCAACACUCAGACCCAAUGGCUAGUAAAACGGUCCAAGUAAUUGACUGGAUUUCUGACCAAUCAGAAGAAAAAGCAAGUGAGAAGUUGAAUGUAAAGAGAUUCAGUGAAACUCAACAUUCAGAGACAACAGCUAGCAAAAAGGUCCAUGUAAUCGACAAGAUUUCUGACCAAGCAGAAGAAAAGCCAAGAAAAAAGUUGAGUGUAAAGAAAUACAGCAAAACUCAACAGUCAGACCCAAUGGCUAGUAAAACGGUCCAAGUAAUUGACUGGAUUUCUGACCAAUCAGAAGAAAAAGAAAGUACAAAGUUGAAUGCAAAGAAAGUCAGUCAAACUCAACAUUUAGACUCGGUGGCAAAUAAAAAGGCCCAUGUUGGCCUAAUUGACACGAUUUCUGACCAAGCAGAAGCAAAAGAAAGUAAAAAGUUGAGUGCAAAGAGAGUCAUUCAAACUCAACAUUCAGACACAACGGCUGGUAAAAAGGUCCAUGAAAUGGACAGGAUUUGUGAUCAAGCAAAGGAAAAAGAAAGGAAAAUGUUGAGUGGAAAUAGAGCCAGUCAAGCUCAACAUUCAGACUCAAUGGAUAAUAAAAAGGUCCAUGAAAUGGACAGGAUUUGUGACCAAGCAAAGGAAAAAAGAGGUAAAAAGUUGAGUAAAAAAGAAGCCAAUCCAACUCUACAUUCAGAACCAAUGGUUAAUAAAAAGGUCCAUGUAAUUGACAGCAUUUCUGACCAAGCAGAAGAAAAAGAAAGUAAAAGGUUGAGUAAAAAAAGAGCACGUCUAACUCAACAUUCAGACACGAUGGUUAAUAAAAAGUACACUGUAGUUGACAGAAUGUCUGACCAAUCAGAAGAAAAGGAAAGUAAAACGUUUAGUGUAAAGACAGUCAGACAAAAUCCACAUUCAGACAUGUUGGCUACUAAAAAUAUCCAUGCAAUUGACAGGGUUUCUGACCAAAGAGAAGAUAAACAAAUACAAAAGUUAAGUGUAAAGAGCUUCAGUCGAACUAAAUAUUCAGACAGAAUGUCGGAUGAAAUAAUGAAAAGAAUGUCUGACCGAUCAGAAGAAAUGAAAAUUAAGAAGUUGAGUGCAAAAAGAGUCAGUCAUACUCAACGUUCAGACUUGGUGGCUAGUCAAGAGGUCCAAGCAAUCGACAGGGUUUCGGACCAAGCAGAAAAGAAAGAAAGAAAGCAGUCGAGUGUAAAGAGAGUUAGUCAAACUGAAGAUUCAGACACAAAGACUGAUAAAAAGGUCCAAGUAAUCGACAGGGUUUCGGACCAAGCAAAAGGAAAGGAGGGUAAAAAGUUGAGUGCAACGAGAAUCAGUCAUUCCCAACAUUCAGACUUGGUGGCUAGUCAAGAGGUCCAAGCAAUUGACAGGGUUUCUGACCAAUCAGAAGAAAAAGAAAGAAAGAAGUUGAUUGUAAAGAGAGUUAGUCAAACGGAAGAUUCAGAGACACUGGCUCAUAAAAAGGUCCAAGUAAUCGACAGGGUUUCUGACCAAGCAGAAAAGAAAGAAAGAAAGCAGUUGAGUGUAAAGAGAGUUAGUCAAACUGAAUAUUCAGACACAAAGACUGAUAAAAAGGUCCAAGUAAUCGACAGGGUUUCGGACCAAGCAGAAAAGAAAGAAAGAAAGCAGUCGAGUGUAAAGAGAGUUAGUCAAACGGAAGAUUCAGACACAAAGACUGAUAAAAAGGUCCAAGCAAUUGACAGGGUUUCUGACCAAUCAGAAGGAAAGGAGGGUAAAAAGUUGAGUGCAACGAGAAUCAGUCAUUCCCAACAUUCAGACUUGGUGGCUAAUAAAAAGGUCCAAGUAAUCGACAGAGUUUCGGACCAAGCAGAAGAAAAGGAGCGUAAAAGGUUGAGUGCUAAGAAGAUCAUUCAUACUCAACAUUCAGAGACAGUGGCUAAUAACAAGGUCCAAGUAAUCGAAAGGGUUUCUGACAUGGCAGAAGAAAAUACUUCAUCAGCCAGGUUAAAUGUCGAUGCUUUUGACCCAGUAGCAAGGCUAGAAAUGCAAACAAGUCUACUCUCCAAGUGUAGGCUACCUUUUGUCAAAUUAAUACGCAAGGACAUGAAGGGUAAGAAGUUCCUUAACUCCACUGUGACCCUUAAUCCCAAUGACCAACCUGGAUGUACAAAGAAUGAAAUACCAGAUGCUGAAGUACCUGAAAUGUCCUCUAAACAAUCAGAUUGGGUGACCGGCAAGGCAAGUAUCUCCAUUGAUCGUGCAGUCAGUUCAGAAUCCAUAAAGAUCUCAGUUAAGAAGGUAAAAGCAAGUGGUGGGACAGGUAUCCUCCGUCUCUCGUCAGAAUCAUUACACGAUAAACCUAUUGUUACAUCCAAAGUGGCAAAUGUGCUUGAUGAGUUGGGUAGUCAAGAAUCGGAAAGGGUACCAGUUUUAAAUGUAAGCAACAUGACUUACUCAUUGUCAAACCAAUCAGAAGGUAGGAAGACUCUUGCAUCCAAUGAAUCAAGCAUGACCACAGACCAGUUAGGCAACUCGGAACAAAAAAUGACCUCUGCCAAUAGUACAGCUUUUGAUAAAACUCCAUCUUCUGUAAAAGCCAAGAAAGUUGUCUCCAAAUUAAAGCUGGUUUCAGAUGAAGUCAAUAAAAUCGUACUCCAUGAGCAGCCGACACACCUCCCAGCGAGCGGUCGGUUGAUGACUCGAGCCCUGAAGGCCAUGCAGGAGGUGGAAGAAAGAAAGCGAGAAAAAGUCAGAAAGAAGGCAGAGCAGAAAGAACUCUUAAAUCCAUACAAAACAACUGAGAAUGUCGCAUGCAACUCUGCAUCUAACUCCAAACUGGACUUUUGCACUGAAAUCAAAACUCGUACUGACAAUGAUUGUGAUCAGGACACUUCUAGCUGUAGCACUUCCCCUUUGACACGUCCUGAUUCAGCUGACUUUGAUGUGAAGAGUGAAGAUGAAGAUCUCUCAAUAUCCUCAACUCCUCCAAUGGACUUCAUACCCCUUACUUCUAGGGUAAAGGCAAAGAAUGAAGAUCAAUCCUCUGACAUGCAGCACUCGUCGUCUGCACCUUCCUCACCAUUUUCUUUUAUCAAUUCCUUUAAAAACGUUGAGGAGGUAUCCUUCCAGUCCCUGACAAAUGAGGGUGAAGGUAAACCCAUCUCUUUCAAAGCAGACACAAGCUACAAGUUCAGCACUUUUCUCAUGAUGUUGAAGGACUUGCAUGACACUAGAGAGCGAGAGGGGACCCCUUUAGAGCUUGACAUUGGGCCACCAAGUGCACAUGUGAAGGAGGAACCUUUAGUGAUGCCUGGGGAGGCUACAUCCGCAGGUCAAGAUCCACAAAUUAAACAGGUUAACAAUGAUUCAAAUUCAAGUCCAGACAAAGUUGAAAACAAACACAAUGAGGAGAGCACAAGUCAGACAUCCAAGAGGCCCUAUAAAAGAAGAAUCAGCUCAACUAGGGUAAAAAAGAAAGCCAACCGUGAGGUGCCUUGUCGUCCCGCCAGGUCUGGCCCUGGUUUCCCAGGACUGGAGUCAUUGCCAACCACAGACUCUUCAUCAGGACUCGAUUGCUCGUCAAGAGACAAGUCACUGUUUGGCAUAGAGACCAGCAGCUGGGAGAGGCACGCUGGAGGAGCUGAAGGAGUAGUUGGGGAGGAGGAUGAUACGUGGAGUAGAGUAAAGGAGAAUCUACAGAACAUGGUGCCUUUGGAGCAGAGGGGAUGUGACACUACGCUGUGUCUGGAACAGCCAAAUGGCCUCGUUGCAGAUGGUACUGAGACGACCACGAGCUUCAUGCGCGACACUGGAGGAAGUGACAAGGCUCCAAAAGCACACAAACGAAUAAGAAAACCAAGCAAGAGACUGAUUGAAUGGACUGAAGAGUAUGAUCAGAUUUUCUCCACCAGGAAGAAAAUCAAAAAGCCUCUCCAGUUGAUUGGAAAGGAAACUCAACCCGUUAUGUCCGAACACCCGGGAUCUGACAGCAGCUCACAGGACGACCAGCCCUCCUUGAAUUUGCCUCCUGAGAUACAGACGCCACCUCCUGAGGAAAUUCCUACAACAACACCGUCUGAACUACAAAUUCACAACACUGAAAACACAUCUUCCCAAGAUGCACCUGUACUUUCCAUCGACACACUAACCCCUCCUCCUGAAGCUGACCAUUUGCUGUCAGAAGGCCUCGUCAAAGGCAACGGAAGCGCUCCUGUGCUGGAGAGGAAGCGGAAGAGGAAACCCACUCAGAAGAUCCUGGAGUACUGUAUGGAGGCAGAGGCCUCAACGGGCCCCAAGAAAAAGGUCAAAACACUGAAGAACAAUUCAAAUCCUGCUCCUCAGUCAGAUGCUGGACCGCCAUCUUUAAAAUCAAAGAGUCGGCAGCCCACAGCCUCCAGCUCAACAGAGGUUUCCUCCAGCUCCACCACAGACCCUCCCCCCAAAUCUCCUGCCCCCUCCCCUCCAGCACCUCCGUCACCUGAACCCACGCUGGAGGAAACACCGUCAGCAGACAUUGAUGCUCCUCAAGCUGAGGACAAGAAGGAGGCGACAGAAUCAGAGGCUGAGCCGUCCUGCUUGGAUCACAGCUUCUCCUCCAUGAAUGACGACUUGUCGCUGUGUGACGAUCCUCUGUCACCCUCAAGGAAGAUCAUAGGGGACCGAGGGGGUCCUGCAUCCUUAAAGGAGAACAUAUGUCAGGUGUGUGAGAAGACGGGGGAGCUGCUGCUGUGUGAGGGUCAGUGCUGUGGAGCCUUCCACCUGGCCUGCAUCUCUCUGGCUCAGGCGCCCAAAGGGAAGUUUGUCUGUCCGGAGUGCAAAUCAGGAGUCCACACAUGCUUUGUGUGCAAAAAGCGCAGUGCUGACGUGCGGCGAUGUAUGAUUCCUGUGUGCGGGAAGUUUUAUCACGGAGAGUGUAUCGCCAACUUCGCCCCGACCGCACCUGUGAACCGAGGUUUCCGCUGCUCUAUCCACGUCUGUCUCACCUGCUUCAUCACCAACCCUAACAGCCCCUCCGUCUCCAAAGGUCGUCUGGUUCGCUGUGUGCGCUGCCCGGUAGCCUAUCAUGCGACAGACCUGUGCAUGGCCGCCGGCACCGUCGUCCUCUCCAACAACAGCAUCAUCUGUCCCAACCACUUCACCCCCCGCCGCGGAGUCAAGAACCACGAGCAUGUCAACGUCAGCUGGUGCUUCGUCUGCACCGAAGGGGGCAGUCUGCUGUGCUGCGAGUCCUGUCCCGCUGCGUUUCACCGCGAGUGUCUGAACAUGGAGAUGCCUAAAGGGAGCUGGUUCUGCAAUGACUGCAAGGCCGGGAAGAAACCUCACUACAAGGACAUCCUCUGGGUGAAGGUCGGCCGCUACAGGUGGUGGCCAGCGGAGGUCAGCCAUCCCAAAUCGAUCCCAGAGAACAUCCUGCGCAUGAGGCACGACGUCGGGGAGUUUCCGGUCCACUUCUUCGGCUCCAACGACUACCUGUGGACCUAUCAGGCGCGCGUCUUCCCGUACAUGGACGUGGACGCUAACAGCAAAGAGAAGAUGGGGAAAGGAGUGGACGCCACCUACAGGAAAGCUUUGGAGGAGGCGGCUGUUCGGUUUCGGGAGCUGCAGGCAGAGAAGGAGCUCCGGCAGCUGCAGGAGGACAGGAAGAACGACAGGAAGCCUCCGCCAUACAAACACAUCAAGGUGAACCGACCAAUAGGAAAGGUUCAGAUCUUCACGGCCGACCUAUCAGAGAUCCCGCGCUGUAACUGCAAGGCGUCAGACGAGAGUCCGUGUGGGAUGGACUCUGAGUGCAUCAACCGCAUGCUGCUCUACGAGUGUCACCCUCAGGUUUGCCCGGCGGGGGAGCGCUGCCUGAAUCAGGCGUUCAGCAAGCGUCAGUACAGCCAGGUGGAGAUCUUCAGGACGCUGUCCCGAGGGUGGGGGCUGCGCUGCGUCCACGACAUCAAGAAGGGUCACUUUGUGAGUGAGUACGUCGGGGAGGUGAUCGACGAGGAGGAGUGCCGGUCCAGGAUCAGACAGGCUCAGGAGACCGACAUCUGUAACUUCUACAUGCUGACUCUGGACAAGGAUCGAAUCAUCGACGCCGGUCCGAAGGGGAACGAGGCUCGCUUCAUGAACCACUGCUGUCAGCCCAACUGUGAGACGCAGAAGUGGACGGUGAGCGGAGACACCAGGGUGGGGCUGUUCGCUCUCAUCGACGUCGCUGCAGGCACAGAGCUCACCUUCAACUACAACCUGGAGUGUUUGGGGAACGGGAAGACAGUCUGUAAAUGUGGAGCUCCAAACUGCAGCGGCUUCCUGGGGGUCAGGCCAAAGAACAACCCUCCAUCUGACGAUAAAGGGCGUAAGAUGAAGAGGAGGGGUAAGAGGAAGAAGGUGCUGGUGACCAAAGAGCGGGAGGACGAGUGUUUCAGCUGCGGAGACGGAGGACAGAUGGUCUCCUGUAAGAGGCCCGGCUGCCCCAAGGUUUACCACGCAGACUGCCUGAACCUCACCAAGAGGCCCGCAGGUCGCUGGGAGUGUCCGUGGCAUCAGUGUGAUGUCUGCUGUACGGAGGCGGCCUCGUUCUGCGAGAUGUGCCCCAGCUCGUUCUGCAACCUGCACCGCGACGGCCUGCUCUUCAUCUCCAAGCUGGACGGGAAGCUGUGCUGCAGCGAGCACGACCCCUGUGGUUCGGACCCCCUGGAGCCGGGGGAGAUCAGAGAGUACAGCCCCCCUCCCAGAGCCCUGACCUCCGGGCUGGGCAUGGCCGUCAUCCCCUCCUCCGGCCCAAACACCUCUAGAACCACCGGACAGAACCAGAACUCCAGGAAGGUGCGAGAGGUCGUCGAAGCUGAGACACUUCCUGCUUUCUCCAUCCCAGUUGCCAUCACUAUCCCCGUCCCGCCCGGCUCCUCGUCUCCUCCCAGCAGCCCUCCAGUGUACGACCUCCCUCACUACUCGCCCAUAUCCUCGUAUGAAGAGGAGAGAGACGUAGAAGAGGAAGAGGAAGAGGAGGAGCUUCUGGAUGAAGUGGAGGAGGAGGAGGAGUCGGAGUCGGAAGAAGAAGAAGGUGAGGAGACGAGCCAGAAAUCAGAUCCUCAUGAAGAGGAUGGAGAGGCAGUGAUGGAGUGCGUGGAGAUCAAAGAGGAUGAAGAUGAAGAAGAGGAGGAGGAUGAGGAGGAGGAGGAAGAGGAGGAGGAAGAGGAGGAAGAGGAGGGGGAGGAGGAGGAGGAGGAAGAGGAGUGACGCAUGUUGGAUUAUUACAUCUGCAGGCGAGAGCCCUCAGCAAAUGAAGAUUUCCCGACCACACGUAGCCCGGUCUGUCACUGUUUGUAUCUGAUGAGCUUGUGGACAUAUGGAGGAACAUUUUAGGACAAAAAUAAAUCAACACAUAAAAUAAAUAAGAAUAAAAUACUGUACAGAACCAUAUUUAUACACAGCAGAUAUUAUUUAUUUAGUUUUGUCCUCACAAUCCUAACACUCUUGACGCAGUGACUUUGCACACACUGGCGCAGACUGCACCUUCAAACUCGAGAUCUGACAAAGAAAAUCAUCUGGGACUUCUCCAUGAAAAUGACUUUGUAAACAUAUUUCUCACCGAUUUCUCCUGCCGGUUUGUUUUAGUAUUUGCAGUAUUGCAAGAAGCUUCAUGUAGUUGGAGAGUCGUUGUAUCUGCAGAGUGUACUGUAGGUGUUUCGUGCUAGAAAAGACUGCAUCUUCAGUCCAUGUUAUUAACCUUGACUUGGUUGCAUUUGAAUCAAAUGGUGACCACGUGUUUGAAAGACCCAGAAACACAUUACAUGUUCUCUUAAUAACUCAAUUAUCUGCUAUCAGCACAGCUUCAACUGGACUAAGAAUGAAUUCCUUGGAAGUUUUAAAAUAUCAGUUUAACAUGAUUUCACUCCCCUGCGUAUUUCCUACGGUGCUUCACAGUCAGACGAUCUACGAUAAUAUGUGAAAGUGCCACAUGAUGGGCUGCCUGGUGUAGCUUCAAGAUGAAAUCCACGACGCGAACAAGAGGCUUUUGCUGGUUUUAGACCGAAGCUGGCAGCGGCAAGCAUCAACAUUUGACCAUUUCAUGCCAAAAAAAACUGCUGAGGAGUCAGUGUGACUGAGAAUAGUCCUCGUGCUUCAGAGAAAGUGUUUAUAAACCGUCACAGGACGCUAACGCUGUCUCGUAGGUUAUUUAGCAGCUCUACAAGGAGACAUAGCAGAGAUAGCACUAUGUGUGUAUGCUGUGCUCUGUAGUCAUUAUUUAUGAACUGUUCUGUGAUGAAGAUGAGGAGAUCCAUCGAGGGGAAUCAAAGGUCUUCAAUGGGACGUUUAAACAGACUCCCACCAUGACGCUUGCACUUGUUUUUUUGCCAUGCGUGUUUUCGCUCUGUCUUCAAGCUUAAUAUGGUCUGUGUGUUAUCUGCCAAUGCCUUAGAGUGUAUUUCUUUGGAGAUAUUUUGAAGGAAUGGUUUCCCUACUUAUGCCUUUUUACAGUUUCCCGAAAGCAAUGUUUCAUUCCUGUGUAAUUAUGACCUGUUAGAUCUCAACCAUUAAAAUGACUGCUAUAUAUAUAAAUAUAUAUGGAAAAGAAAAUAUGAAAUAAGCUUCGUACUGGCCUC